Messenger RNA from Paramecium octaurelia, 1928 nucleotides. The record is from the annotation of a GenBank genome assembly. NCBI's taxonomy places the organism in Eukaryota, Ciliophora, Oligohymenophorea, Peniculida, Parameciidae.
AUGCAUCGGUUUACUUUAACCUUUUUGAACAAAGAUGUAGAGUAGUAAUACUAAUCUAUAAACAAAAAGCAAUCUAUAGAAUUUCAAUAAUAGUAAAAAUGGAUAUUCAUCGUCAUGGGCCUCUACUUUACUAUUAUAAAAAUUAUCGAAUAAGAAUGGGUAAGUUUGGGAUUCAUUUUAUUUAAUUGGAUAGUCGUCAUUUUUAGUUACAAAUUUAUUGCUCAACGCCACAAAUUAUAUGAUUUCUUUCUGACAUUUGUAGUUGUUAGUUACAAUUUAUACUUUCCAAUAACUAAAUACUUUUCACUAGUAUAGAGUGAUAACUUCUAUGUGGAUGGCUACUUUAUUUCGGUUGGCACUUUUGGGUAAAAUCGAAAUUUAAAUUUUUUAGUGUGAUCAAUAUUUUUAGUUUCAGAUAUAAAACUAUCAUCAUAGCUAUAAUAUUUACAUCGCUAGUGAGUUUGAGCAUGAUUUAAGAUGAGAAUUUUUGGAAUCAACUCAUAAAAUCGACAAUCUUUACAUCACUUUAUUUAUAAAAUUUGUAUUGUUUGGAGAAACACAAAAAGAACAGUUUUCUUGACCAUUUAAAAAGAACAACUACAUUGAAGGGCAUUUAUGACUUGACAAAUAUUUAAACCUUCAUUAUACAUUAUAAAGCAGAAACUAAAAAAAUUGAAUUAGUAUAGAAAGAUAAUCAAUAGGAGAUAUAGAAGCAAAUUUUAGAUGAUUUCGAUGAUUAUUUAAACAAUAUGAAAAUACAAUAGUCUAGGAGUUCAGGAAAGUUCGCAUCCAUCUUAGGCUAAGAUCCUGUAAAUUAAUCAUAGAGAAAGUAAGAAUUAAAAUCAUAUUUAUUUGAAUUGUUUCUCAGAGAUCUAAGACUAAAUAAGACUAUCAAUGAAAAUUAAUACGAAAAUAAUCAAAUAUUAGGAGAAGCUAUUUAUGAAUAGGAUUAUUAUUCGAUUCAAAUUUCCAAAGUAUUUGAUACCCAUCCUUGUUUCAUUCUUAUAUUACAGGAAAAGAAAUAAGAGGUUUAAUUGGAGGAACUAUCUUUGAAAAAUAAAAUGUUAAAGAAAUCUCUAGAUUAGACUUCGUUAAUAUUCAAGCAUCAAGUACGUAUAUCUUUGAUUUAUUUUUAAUGGAUUUAUAAAUUUGCUAAUAAAAAGGAACAAAUUUUGUUGAUUAAUAGAUGCUUAUAGUCUAUUCAUGGAUAAAUUAUCAAAGCUAACAAUGACUUUUAAAAUAUUAUUGAUUUUAAUACCAUCAAUUCUGAUUUCUAGCAGUCGGUAAUCAAAAAAUUUAACAUUAUUGAUUGUCUUAAUGAACUAACUAGAGCAAUAAGUUAUUAUGACAUAAACAAAGAUAUUAAAUUUAACAUCAUAAACUAAUUGGACGUUGAACAAUAAAAUAUAUAAUAAGAUGAGAAAUAACUCAAAUAAUUAUUUUACAAUUUGUUGUUCUUUGUUUCUCAUUCUUCUCAAACUGUAACAAUUACCUUACAACAUGAUACUCAUGGUCAACCAAGUAAAUCUGUAAUUAAAAUUAAAAUCAACUAUUAAGGCCCCAACCUUAGUAAUUAAUAGUUAUAAGGGUUGCAAAUCAUAAACCCCUAAAAUUUAGGAGAAUUACUGCAUAACUCCUAAAAGCCCUUAGAUUUAGAAAUACCAUUAUCAUUGAUGAUUAUUCGUAAGAUUGGACCUUAUGAUAAAAUGCGAUUGUAAUAGAAUAAAAAGACUUAGAAUUAUAUCGAAUUUUAUAUUUUUUCAGUAUUAGAAGAGCAGUAUCAUUUAAUACCCAUAUAUUCUUUACAUCCUUUAAAUUGUUUGAUACUUAGAGAAAAGAAUAUGUAAAAUUCUAAGAAAAUCACUUCUUUAUAUGAGAACAUGUAGCCAAGCCCUCGCAUAAAGAUCCAAAAUUUUAAUAAUUUUUGA